AUGAUUAAUGUCAGUAUUAACAUUAAACACACAGUGUCGUCACAAAUUGAGGAUGAACAUAUCGUUGGAAAUGCGUACAAUCAAAAGAUACAAGUUAAAUUAGAUUCAUACGCAUCAAAACUAAAAAAUCCUAAAAUCGAUCAUCAAAGGCAACAACCACCUUCGAUCAUACCACCAAAAACGGAUGAUCAGGUAAUUUAGUUUUAAUAUUUUUUCGAUCUUUCAAAGUACUAUGAACCAUUGAGGAUGAACAUAUCGUUGGAAAAGCGUACAAUCAAGAGCUUCAAGUUAAAUCAGAUACAUACGCAUCAAAACUAAAAAAUCCUAAAAUCGAUCAUCAAAAACAACAACCACCUUCGAUCAUACCACCAAAAACGGAUGAUCAGGUAAUUUAGUUUUAAUAUUUUUUCGAUCUUUCUUUUAAUAUUUUUUCGAUCUUUCAAAGUACUAUGAACCAGUAACAUUUGCGUUGGCUUUUUUUAUAUUCAAUAUGAAUAUGUAAUUUUAUUUUUUUUUUCUGUUUUAUGUCUUUCGUUAAUAAUAUUAUUUUCGAUUUUCGAACAUACUCAUAGAUUUCUAACGACCACGAGGUUAAUGCUCACGAGACAAAAUCCGAUGAAAACAAAACCUUCGUCGGUGAUUCCCAAGGCUUACAAGAAAACCCGAUGGACAUUUCCG
Molecule: messenger RNA, 678 nt
Organism: Cinara cedri
Lineage: Eukaryota; Metazoa; Arthropoda; Insecta; Hemiptera; Aphididae
Source: the annotation of a GenBank genome assembly